AUGUUGCGAGUGCUGAUGCUGCUGGUGCGGCCAGUGCUGCCGCCGCCGCCGCCUUUCGGGAGCGCGCGCCCGCUGCGGCGGGGACGCGCGGGGCGGCACCGAGACCGCGCCCCCACCCUGGUCCACGCGCGCAGGGCUGGAGCCCUCACCUCCCUCCGCCCCGCCCACUUUCCACCCCGAUUGGCACCACAGGACCACCCCACCCGCCAGAAGACCACUCCACCCGCCAGGUCCCCACCAGGAGGCAAGGUCAAGGAGCCGAGUGCCCCCACCCCACAAGUAGUCCGGAGUCAGCAGGCCCCGCAGACUUUGCGGUAG
Molecule: messenger RNA, 318 nt
Organism: Rangifer tarandus platyrhynchus (Svalbard reindeer)
Lineage: Eukaryota; Metazoa; Chordata; Mammalia; Artiodactyla; Cervidae
Source: the annotation of a GenBank genome assembly